AUGGCGCGUGGUAAGGUAGUGGAGAAGCCCAGUAACCCGGACGAGCUCAUACUGGAAGCCUGGGCCCAAGGCUAUCUGGUUGGGUCGCUGGUGAUUAUGUCAUUCAUUACGCUGGCAAACAUGAGACGAGGAGUGUUGUUGCAUAAGUUAAUUCUUCUCGAACUAAUUCUUGGCCUCUGGCAAGGAUUCUGGCUUUUUUUCAAGUCUCCCGUCCACGCUUGGUGGCUUUCCGUUGCCGCAAUCUUAUUAAACGCUUCCUGGUCGCUUCACAAUGUCAUUGCCUGGAUGAAAAUCAAGCCCUUCCUUUCCAAACCUGUCAGCUACAUAUUUAUCGGCACCGUCAUUCUUGCACAACCAUACUGGGUCUUGGAAAUAUACGCAAACUUCGCCUACUUCCACGGCGUUAAUGACCUCUUCCUCAGGACACGGCCUUGGGAGGCACUAUGCCGUGAUCCAUGGUGGAUACUAACUACCCUCUACCUCUUCUGGGUCAUCAAGACCCAAUAUGAGAUGACCGUCAAGGAGAUCGUUCGCAUUUCGCCACGCUUUGCUGUCAUGCUGCUUGCCAUGAUUCUGAGCAUCAUCUUCAUUGUAUUGGAUAUAUUAUCCGUCACGAAAGUGAUACAACUCUCGGGUCGUACUGGCAUCAAUCCGUUCUGGAAGUUAGCUUUCGUGUUCAAAUGCUUGACCGACUCGGUCGUGCUGGAUGACUUCAAGAUGGCAUUGGAUCGGUUACGGGCGUUCAAGAUCAGCCGUCUAGGCAGUUUCUCUGGAGACUUGAGCGACAGUCGCAGUCGCAACGACAACAACCUUGUCGCUACAUGGGAAGAAAUGGAGCGGGAGGCAAACGUCCUGCAAGAAGUUCGCAGCCCGGACGGCGACUACAUCCACCCCAGCAACUUCGUUUCCAAGCCAAAACGGGCACGAAGACCCCACAAGGAUUCGGUAGUCUCCCCGGAUCACGUUCACUGGCGCGAUUCGAAUGCUGGCCUCGCGCCCGAAGACAUUGUGCCCAGUGCGUUGGAAGACAACAAGCCCACAACAACUACGGAGCAUCCUACAAAACCUAUACAAAAAAAGCAUCAGCGCCACUACGUUGACGAUGUAGAAAGUGGCGAUUCAGAAGACAUGAUUGCCGAAAUCGACUACGCUGAGGCAAUGAGAGAAGUGCAGCGCGACAGCGCAUCCUCGAAUCGUCGAACCAGCCAUUCUCCUCGCCGAACUACGCGAAACUGA
Cucurbitaria berberidis CBS 394.84 is the source of this 1236-nucleotide messenger RNA. RefSeq lists its product as uncharacterized. The record is from RefSeq and is a predicted model, not a curated record. Lineage: Eukaryota; Fungi; Ascomycota; Dothideomycetes; Pleosporales; Cucurbitariaceae. The transcript has 2 exons. Bases 1 to 1236 code for a protein of 411 amino acids.